UGCAUACGAGACAUGGUAACACAUAUAGUCUCUUUGCUUGCUAACCUCCUUCCCGAAUCAAAGUCUCUCUGCCUUUCCCUCUGCCUUUGCAUUUGCCUUUCUCAAGGGUUUUAAGAACUGCCUCUGAUUCUCUGCCUCCGGUGCUCAGGAAUAACAUGAUUCAUGAGGAAGGCCGCCAAGCGAGCUCCUUUCAUCCAUAAUAUUGAAUCAGCCAUGGUGAGAGUAAGAAGAAGCAAACACUUGAGACUACGUGCUGAGAGAAGUUCUGUUCUAGCUGCACUGCUAAGGUUUUGUGACAAGGGAACUGCUCCUCGAAAUUCUACCCAAACAAAACCUGAUAGUGUGCAUCCAAUGCCUUCAAAUGAUGUAAAUCUGCCAGAUGGGAAUGGGACUCAUACAAGGGAUUCCCCUGAGAUUAUCAGUAUGUUGAGAGAGCCAGCUGCUGCAGAGAGAGUUUUGCUGGGCUUACUUGGUCCUGAUGAUACCAAGAUUACGCAGGAGUAUGAUGAUGGUGGUUUGAGGCAAAACUUAUCCCACCAUGCCCUUGCUGCCUGCCUCCACUUUGCCAUGUGGCUAAGGGAAAAUAGAGAGUCUUCCUUAGCCUCCAGGGAGCGCGAUGAAGCCAGAGCUCGUGUUGCAGAGCUGAAGGAAAGAGUUAGACAUGUUGAGGAGAUUCUGAGGCAUCUGGUCCAAGAAUAUGAGUCUAAGCUAAAUGGCCUGCAAAAUAAUGUUGAUCAGUUGAGGCAGAAGGCUGAGUUCUGCGAGAGGAAAUGGAAGGAGCAGGAGGCCUUGCAUCAGGAGAAGACCAAUGCAUGCGAGAUAUAG
Prunus avium (sweet cherry) is the source of this 825-nucleotide messenger RNA. The record is from RefSeq and is a predicted model, not a curated record. NCBI's taxonomy places the organism in Eukaryota, Viridiplantae, Streptophyta, Magnoliopsida, Rosales, Rosaceae.